Molecule: messenger RNA, 1497 nt
Organism: Durusdinium trenchii
Lineage: Eukaryota; Dinophyceae; Suessiales; Symbiodiniaceae
Source: the annotation of a GenBank genome assembly
AUGAAGAUGGGGAUCGUCUACUGGGGCUGUGGAUUGGAAGGUCAGGGUUGGGAUUUCCUGGGGCGCAAUCCUGGAGGCUUUCCACGCAUCGACCGGAACUCGGAUGCCUUGGUGGACAGCUGGAAGGGGCGCAUGGAGAAUGCACAAGUCACGCUACGCAUGUGUGCCUCAGAAGGCCCAGGCUUUAAGCGCUAUGUGAAGCAUUUUCUGAUGUUGAGUGCGCAGGGCUGUGUGGAGUUCCGACUGCCACAGUAUCAUCGGCACAACACGCUGAACCGCCGGAAGGUCCUCACGGAGCGCAUCGUGAUCGGUGGGAUCUUGGACGGUUAUCAUCGGGGGGCGGCCAACACGGGCAUGAACAUCAGCAACGGAGGCCCCAACGAGAACAGCUUCGUGGCUUACCUCCGGCGGCGUUGCCGGAGGUACCGCGCCCAAGCCAACCGGCUGGGGGGUCACUUUGCGGCCGUGAUCUUGGAAGGUGGACGGAAGGAGCUGCAGUUCACGGCGGCAGCCAGAGCGGUCACCACAGAGCGCGAGGCCAAGUUGAAGCGGAUCUUGUUGGUUUUGGGAGGCCCUGAUGGCAUCUCCAAGCAAGUGAGGGAGCAAAUGAGAGAGGUGCUGGAAGAGUAUACCGACUUCCCGCUUUUGGGGUUGGCCCUUCCGGGUGGAAUCCUUCAUUCUUACUAUGCCUUAGCCACGGUCCUGGUGUUUCAUGACCAAAACUUGUUACUUCCGUUCUUGGAAGUUCAGCUGGGCCGCCCCAAACAUUCUCCUCAGCCUCCCAGCCGCCCACCACCUGAGCAUCACCAACCACAGCCGCCCAAGCAGCCACCUCCCGAACACCUCUUGAAAAUCACCAAGCCUGCCGAGCCCCCUGAGCCGUUAGAGCAAAUAUCGGAGCCCUCCAAACCACCGCUGGAGCCCUCCGCACCACCACCCGAGCCCAUCAAACCACCACCAUCGACCCCCAAACAACCAUCCGAGCCCACCAAGCAACCAUCCGAGCCCGCCAAGCAACCACCAGCGACCCCCAAACCCGAGCCCACCAAGCAACCACCAGAGCCCUGCAAGCAACCACCCGAGCCCUGCAAACAACCACCCGAGCCCUCCAAAGACCCAUCGGAGCCCUCCAAAGUGCCGCCACCAGCCUCCGAGCCCAAGGCCUCCGUGGCCCCCGUGCCACGCCACGUGCCGCCGCCGAAGCCCAUGCCGCGCCCGGCCGUGGCCUCGGUGGCCUCGGUGGCGCCGAAGCCUCCGUCGUCGCUGCCGGAGGCGCUGCAGGUGAUCCAGGCGAAGGGUCCCCCGGCGCCGCGGCCGGCAGGGCCGGUGAACGCGUUCACGGUGACCGCGUUGGCAUUCAGCAGCGUCAAGGUGGGUCUCAUUUGGCCUUUGAGGCCUGCGGCUGUGUACGUGCCCCUUUUGCCGAACGCUUUGGUGGAUUUCUGUGGAGCUCCAUUGCCUUUCGUCCGGGUGCCGAAGUGGCCAGAGACGGCCUAA